Gamsiella multidivaricata is the source of this 2696-nucleotide messenger RNA. RefSeq lists its product as uncharacterized. The record is from RefSeq and is a predicted model, not a curated record. NCBI's taxonomy places the organism in Eukaryota, Fungi, Mortierellomycota, Mortierellomycetes, Mortierellales, Mortierellaceae. The transcript has 2 exons. The coding region runs from base 195 to 2270 and encodes 691 amino acids.
CUCUUUUUUUCCCCUUCCAUCAUCUAUCCUUCCAUCGCCCUUGUUUGCUCUCAAUAGCCAUCUUUGUAUAUUGUGCAAACGGGUGUGUGAUUUUUUUUGUUUCAUUAUUCCCCCUGUCCUUCUCACUCUUUCCUUUCUUGACUUCAAACAGCAACAACAGCACAUCGCACAUCGCUCAUAACAACGCAGCAAGCAUGGCCACUGCCCAGAGUCUCCCCGCUGGCAAUGGCCCAGUAGAGCCCCGGCAGGACGGUCCGCUCGAAGAUAUGCCCUCGCCCAUCCUUCCCUCCGAUGCUGAAUUCGAUUCCAAUGAGGAACAGCAACCACCAACGCGUUCGCCCACCCCGACACCCCCGCCAGGCCCGACACCCCUGCCCUCCACAGUUGGCUCUCUCCCGCCCAACAACUCCGUGGACGGGUCGAUGCCUGCGCUACCUCCGCUCAAUCAGCAGAGUCGUCCCGCGCACAGGACCUUGCCUGUGCCUGCCCCGCUUAGAAGGAACAACAGCAGUAGCUUCACGGCCUUCAAUGAGAUACCAUCUCUCCCCGCUUUCCUCAACAAUUGCAACCUCUCGCAGUACCUCCAGUCCUUUAACGAUGCUGGUGCCACGGAUGACUCCAUGCCGCUUAUUAUCGACUUUGACGACGACGAACUCAAGAGUAUCAUGGAAGCCAUUCCGAUGAAACCUUUUCACGCAGUCACCUUCCGAAAGGGAAUCCGCGACCUACGCGAACGCAGCCGCAUGGGUUCCAUGCAUUUUGACAACUCCCAGAGUUCUUUCAUGCAGCCAGAGCCCCACAGUAUGCUGCAUUAUUCACACUCACAGUUCUUCCAGCAAUCGUCGCAGCUGUCGCAGCCCUCUCAAGCCUCACAUCCUUCCCAGUCGUCGCUCAACUCUUCACAGCCGACCAGAGGAUAUACGUUUCAAGGAGGAUCAUCACAGAACCCAGGAUUAUACCGUCAAUCCUCUGCAUCUAAAAGCAGCCAGAGACAGCAAGGAAACCCUUCAUCGCAGACCCAGUCGUACACCCCGACACCCUCUCAAGUUUUGUCCGCAGGAUCCAUCUACCAGUAUGUUGGACCUGCGCCACGUGGAACCACUGGUGGUAACUUCCCUGCUCAGCCUGUGCCUUUAUACUCGCAGGAUCAGUCACCUUUACAAAGGACUUCUAGCAAGCAAAAUGAUCAUAGGCAGUUGAAGCGCCGGAGAUCCACAUCAGGAACGCCUCCCGACCAGGCUUUGGAUGGAUCGUCGCCUGUGCUACCCGAACCGAGCUCUUUUAACUCCAACUCUUCCUCCUCAUGGAGCAGCACUCCCAACCCUACAUCAUCAUCUUCACAGCAACCGGACAAGGCCACGCGAGACUUGAUCAUGCAUCAGGCGCUUAUCUAUGGAAAGCACUCUUCACGGUCCCUGACGAAAUACGAGCAUGCCAUUAACUGUGCGGCUCAAAGUCUUGCGCUGGAGGAGCCUAGUUUACUGACGAACAAGGGUCAGCUCUGGAAUAAGGCCAAGGCGAAGCUAUUGGAGGAAGACUAUGACUAUAAGCGCGGCAAAUCACGAUCCAAAUUACCAGAGGCCGCGCAGAAGAAAGAAAACAAAGCCAGCAAGGAGCGUUUAAUUCAGAAGAGAGAGGCAAAUGCCUCGAAUGCAGCCACAAUUCGACUUCGGCGGAUCGCCUCGCUCGGAGAGCAAUUGCACCGGAAGACUGCUGAUCGGGAGGCCCUUCUCGCACAAUUGCUCCGCCUCGAGUCACCAGAGUACAAGCAGUCUCACCCAGGCACCUACGAAGCCGAAGCUCUAUAUGCGCGUGAGAGUCUGAACCGCGUGGAGAACGAACGACAGAGCAUUUCCAAGGAGUUAGGUUCUCUUAAGAACAAGGAACGGAAACACCAGUGGUACGAAAAGCGGAAGAAGGACCGCGCUGAGAAUGGAGAGCGAUCAGAACAGGAUGACAAGAACACCAAUGCAGGUACAGAUGCUGAGGCGGACGAGGAGGCAGAGACUGACACGACUGUAGACCCUGAGGGCGAUGCCAGCCAAAAAUCUUUGACGGGCGGGACUGGAGCGCUCGAUCUGGCUGCGGCACAGCGAAACAACAUGGUCUCAAAAAUGGAAGCGGCUGCAGCACAGAAACCACUGACAUGGAAGGCCCAUAAUCCCACACCCCCAUCGGCGAUAAAUGAUGGAGCAAAAGCAGCAGUAUCACGGGCAAAGCGCAAGGAUGUUUUUCGGGUGAGCGAGUACACGCCGGUGGUGAAGAGCUGAACGAGACGGUUGGUUGUAUGGAGCACGAUGGGAUAAGGGUGGCGUGCCAACACCUGUAUUUGUCUAUGUUUCUUAUAUCCGGAGCCGCUGAGGCCAGCAGUGUGCUGCUGUCAUACGGAUCGAUCGCACUCUGCUCGAUCAGACGUGUUUUAUCCGUCUUGUCAGGACAUAUUGCCUCGUGUUCCUUCACGAUCUGCAUAGGAGAACAGAGUUUCAUCCCGGUUUUCUUAAAUAUAGUCAUUUGUCGAGAAGAAAAGGCACAUUUACUGUUGUCCUACCAUUAUCUUAAGAAGUAGCAAUUGGUAUGCUGAGUCCUCAGGCCCCUGUUACGGAUAACAGAACGCUGUGAUAACGCUCACUUCAAUUGCACUUUGUCACCAGCAUUGAAGAGUCGUUCCUGAAAUAGCAAUCUUAGUUGUCUUAGAA